Messenger RNA from Brassica oleracea var. oleracea, 1972 nucleotides. Its product is annotated as protein indeterminate-domain 14-like. The transcript has 3 exons. The coding region runs from base 520 to 1761 and encodes 413 amino acids. The record is from RefSeq and is a predicted model, not a curated record. Gene Ontology annotation, cellular component: nucleus. Lineage: Eukaryota; Viridiplantae; Streptophyta; Magnoliopsida; Brassicales; Brassicaceae. Gene Ontology annotation, molecular function: DNA-binding transcription factor activity.
UACAGAUAGAAAAGAGAGAGAGGAGAGAGAGAAAGAGAGGUUCAUAACUACUCUGAAGAAGAUUGAAGCACCAACGACCAUACAAUGCGUUUCUCCAUCUAAGGUGAAAGGUCAAUGAAACAAUUAUCAAAAAGUUGAAAGUUUUCAUAUUUUCUUUUUUGGUUUUUCCCAGAAAAUUAUAAAAAGAUGGAGAGUAAAGGGUUUAGAAAAGCUUUUUCCUUUAUGUGAUAAAAAGAUGAUUUCAGAAAAACAAAGCCCUUUGUUUCUCUCUCUUAACUCAUCUUACUUUUCUUCCUCUAUUAGUAAAGAUGUAAAACACAAUACUCUCUCCACCAAAUAAAUAAGGAAACAAAUUAAAAACAAUCUCUCCUUCUUUCUCCUGCAUGAAAACAAAAGAUUCCUCAAUAUUGUUCUUAUUUUUCGUUAGUCACAGUACCCUUCUCUAUACACUAACACUAUAAAGUAUAAACCAACACUAUCUUCAAACAAGAAACAAAAAGAGAGCUAGAACCUCAUCCGAUGAUAGAUUACGAGAGAAGCAAGAACACCAAGAACAUCAACCAUCAUCGGAAUCCUCCUUCUUCAUCUUCCUCCGAUCUUCUUCCCGACGGUAAUGGAGCCGCCGUGACCCAAAAGAGGAAAAGACGACCGGCCGGGACGCCAGAUCCGGAGGCUGAGGUGGUAUCUUUAUCUCCAAGAACACUACUAGAAUCAGAUCGGUACGUGUGUGAGAUCUGUAAUCAAGGGUUUCAGAGAGACCAGAAUCUACAGAUGCACAGGAGAAGACAUAAAGUUCCAUGGAAGCUUUUAAAGAGAGAGACCACCGAGGAAGUGAAGAAGAGAGUCUACGUUUGUCCAGAGCCGACAUGUCUCCACCACAACCCUUGUCACGCCCUCGGAGAUCUCGUGGGUAUCAAGAAACACUUUCGAAGGAAACACAGUAACCAUAAGCAAUGGAUAUGUGAGAGAUGCUCAAAAGGCUACGCUGUUCAAUCUGAUUACAAAGCCCAUCUCAAAACGUGUGGCACUCGCGGCCAUUCCUGCGAUUGCGGCCGCGUUUUCUCCAGAGUAGAGAGUUUCAUUGAGCACCAGGACCAUUGCACCAUGCGCCGAUCACAACCCUCCGGCCACCGUUUACAACAACAGCAACAACAUACCGCAAACGCUACACAAACUGCUUCAGUCGCCAAAAACGUUGACCUCUCCGUUGGUCCUGUAUUGCCAGGACAUCCUUUGCUAAGACAAGCUCCACCGUCCGAUCAACACACAUCCGAUUUGCUCUAUCCUUUCGUUGGCUCAUGCGCUACUACUGGUAGUAGCAUCGAGCUUCAGCUACUCCCAUCGCGGGCUAGUGCUGAUGAGACAAGCCUUAGUUUGUCAAUAGGGAUGGAGCCGACAACGUCAAGCUACGAGAAGGGGGAGACGAGCUUACUAUUGGGACAAAGAGAGGAAGCCAAAAGGCAAAUAGAGAUUGCGGAAUUGGAGUUUGCUGAAGCCAAGAGAAUAAGGCAACAUGCAAAAGCUGAGCUUCAUAAAGCUCAGCUUUAUAGAGAAGAAGCAUGUCGGAGGAUUAGUGCAACGAUGAUGCAAAUCACUUGCCAUGACUGCAAGAAACACUUUCAAGCUGUUGCUGCUUCGGCUCCUCCUCCUCCUAUUCUUCCACAACCGCCUUGUACCGAUGAAAGUACAUCACUUGCUGUGAGCUAUGUGUCUUCGGCGACUACCGAAGGUGAAAAAGCGAGUGAUAGAGCAUCGUCAUAGACCUUGAAAAGAAAAAAACAAAUAAAAUAAAAAACAAAUUAUAUUCUUCCUUUUUUUGUUCUUUUGAUUGAAACUGAAGACGAUCUUUUUAUAUUCUUUGGUUUUUUCUAUAAAUUUGUUUUGUUUAUUUUUUCUCGAACAAAAACCGAAUGGAGUAGAGUUUUGUACGUAUGAAUAUCAAGUGUGGUUGGAUCUGUUUCUGGUUGCUGGA